UGCUUUUCUCUCUCUUGGCACAGAUUGCGGUGGUCACGGUCACCCUAAAGGAAGGGUCUGUGAGCUGGGAUUCUCUCCUUCCACUCCCCCUCACACACACACACUCCCUCGCAUAGACACUCUGCAGAAUGAGGGAAGCCUGGAGGUGCUUGCUGGGACUGUGCCUCCUGGCACGCUCUGCCUCCCCCGCCUCCCCCCACGGUGCCGCCAACCCCUUUGCUGGGCAACAGAUACCCCCAGAUCCCUGCUACGAUGACGCAGGCGCCGCCCGCCGCUGCAUCCCCGAGUUCAUCAACGCCGCCUUUGGCAAGGAGGUGGCCGUGUCCAGCGUGUGCGGCUGGCCGACGUCGUCGCGCUCUUGUAGCAUGGUGGAGCACGGUGAGGAGCGGCCUUCAGUGCGCACCUGCCAGAUCUGCGACGCAGCGGACCCAUGGCGUGCCCACCCGCCCUCCUACCUCACCGACCUCAACUCGGCCCACAACCUCACCUGCUGGCAGUCGGAGAAUCUGCACACCUCGCCAAACAACGUCAACCUCACCCUGUCGCUGGGAAAGAAGUUUGAGAUCACCUACGUCAGCUUGCAGUUCUGCUCGCCCCGCCCAGAGUCAUUGGCAAUCUACAAGAGCAUGGACUAUGGCAAGAGCUGGACGCCUUACCAGUACUAUUCGUCCCAGUGCCGGCGCAUGUACAACCGGCCUAACAAGGCGGCCAUCACAAAGCAGAAUGAGCAGGAGGCCCUUUGUACCGAUGGCCACACUGACCUCUACCCACUUUCCGGAGGGCUCAUUGCCUUCAGCACUCUGGACGGGCGGCCCUCCGGGAAAGACUUUGACAACAGCCCUGUGCUCCAGGACUGGGUAUCAGUCACCGACAUCCGUGUGGUCUUCAGCCGGCCACAGCUGCCCCGCGAAAUAGGGACAGGAGAAGGGGCAGGGAUAGGCGGGGGAGGCCAGCCGGACGAGGACCCAAUGGUACCGUCCACGUCUCUGCCGGCGUACUUCUACGCGGUGGGGGACUUCCAGGUGGGCGGGAGGUGUAAGUGCAACGGGCACGCCUCACGCUGCCUCAAGGACAAGGAGGGCAAGCUGGUGUGCGACUGUAAACACAACACGGAGGGGCCCGAGUGCGACCACUGCAAGCCCUUCCACUGCGACCGGCCGUGGCAGAGGGCCAGCACCCGUGAGGCCAACGAGUGUUUACCGUGUAACUGCAACCUGCACGCCCGGCGCUGCCGCUUCAACAUGGAGCUGUACAAGCUGUCAGGGAGAAAGAGUGGAGGCGUGUGCAUGAACUGUCGCCACAACACGGCUGGACGCCACUGCCACUACUGCAAGGAAGGCUUCUACCGGGAUAUGUCCAAGUCCAUCACACACCGCCGCGCCUGCAAAGCCUGUGACUGCCACCCGGUGGGUGCGGCAGGGAAGACAUGUAACCAGACGACGGGCCAGUGCCCCUGUAAGGACGGCGUGACGGGCAUCGCCUGCAACCGCUGUGCCAAGGGCUACCAGCAGAGCCGCUCGCCCGUGGCCCCCUGCAUCAAGAUCCCAGUGGUGAACCCUACAGCCAUGGUCAGCAGCAGCACAGAGGAACCGGCAGCAGAUUGUGAGUCAUAUUGCAAACCAGUGAAAGGGAAUCUGAAAAUCAACAUGAAGAAAUACUGCAAGAAAGACUAUGCGGUGCAAGUCAACGUGCUGGAAAUGGAGACGGUGGGCGACUGGGCCAAGUUCUCUGUCAGCGUGGUGUCUGUCUACAAGAGCCGUGGCGAGCCACUCAAACGGGGCGACAACGUCCUGUGGAUUCACAUGAAGGACCUGGCUUGCAAGUGUCCAAAAAUCCAGAUGAGCAAGCGCUUCCUGGUUAUGGGCACUAGCGAGACCGGGCCUGGGGGUUCUGUGCCUGGGAGUUCCAGAGCUGGACCAGGGGCCAUAGGGGCCACUGCAGGAGCAGAGCGAAUAGGGCUCCUGGCCGAUAAGAACAGCCUGGUCAUCCAAUGGAGAGACAUUUGGACACGGCGCCUCCGGAAGUUCCAGCGCAAAGAGAAGAACGGCAAGUGCAGCAAAGCAUGAUGGGAGAGAGAGCAGCACAUCCCAUCCAACACCACCCCCCACCCAUUCUCCUACCCCCCCAUGACCCCUUCCUAGCUCUCAGCUAGUUCACAAACACGACCCCAUCCCCGACUCCCUAAAAACCCUGAACCCCAAAGCGGGGACACUGCACAUUACAGAGACUGCAUGUAUUUUGCCUGUUUAAGGACCACUUUGUGUAUAUUAUAUAACUACUUCAUUUUUAUUUUGUGCUUUAAUCAUGGGACUCUUAUCUAUUGGUCUGCCUUAAAAAGGGACCAUUAAAAAGGGUACGAAAUGACAACGACAGCAAAAAUGUCCACUCUUGCCCCACUCACAACCCCCCCACCCCCCCUUCAGACUGCUUUAGUCCCCCUCCUGUCACCAUCUUUUAGUGUUUUGAAACUAUCAGAGUUCACAUUUCCGUUCUUGUACCAGGAGUAUUUAUGAAGCUCGGAUAAUCGGAGAGAGAGAGACUGAUUUUUUUGUGUUGUAGCAAAGUCCCUCAUGCAGGCUGCAACCAAUGAAAAGAAAAACUGCACAACCUCAGCUCGUCUGCCUACUCCACCACUGUUUCACUGUCUCUAAACCCCCACCUUGUUCUACGCAACUGAGAUUACUAGCCUAGAGAGGCCAUUUUGCCUUGUACUCUUAUUCCAUAUGUUAAGAUAUGUAGACAUCAACUCUCUGCAGUAGCAUCUCUGGACCAGACCCCACAACGGCUGCAUCCUCGUCCACAGAGGAUCGUCACCACAACAAGGGCUGUCCCCACAGGGGCCUUCUCCACCUCCAAACCUCACUUUUACCACCACUGCCAUUGCAGUAUAUACAUAACUUCAGACAGAGGCACCUGCUACACUCUAGUCUACACGCUACAGCUGUUGACAAUGACCCCACCACUCUCUCACUGGUUCUACAGAUCCAGUCAUAGACAGACAGUAAGACUGCUUAGAGACGGACUAACUCUAAACUCUAAUAUUGUUUCUCCUUUAUUCUAUAUUCAUGUAAUUCUGUUCUCAGAUUCCUAUACUCCUACCGACCCACUGUCUCACUAUCUAAGUGAAGUCCCAGAAACCAUGCAACCCCCCCUGCCAGCCCUCACACCAUGAGCAGGAAAUUGAACCAUGCAUCAUUAUCUGACUAAAUAUAUAUAUUAUUCUUUUUUUAGAGAGGGAGAGAGAGACUCCAGCAGAGUGGAAAGUAGCCCGCUUCACAACAGAACAACAGCCAAUACCCCAAACUUCAAGAGGAUAUUAUGCAUAAUGUCUUCCUGUGUUAGUUGAUAAAAAGGUCACAUGUCAUUGUGUGACCAAUAUGUUUAUUAUUUCUGUCUUUCUCUUUUUCUACCACUUUUGACGAUGUGUCCAAUGACGGGCUAGGGAUCGUUUGCCAAGAGAAGAGCUCAAAACAAAGAGUGCCAUUUCACGAAGUAGAGAAAAAGGUUUAGCUCUACCUUUUCAACUGUAGCUUUUUGACAAAAGAGUCCGGAAACAUCUAGGCGACAUGUUUUUUGUACAUUUGCAUGUUUGUGGUUUUGCUGGUCUGUCCGAUGCAAAGAAAAAAAGUUACAAUAAGCAGAGCAAGGAAUUAACAAAUGUUAACAUCACAAUCCAGAGGAAACACCCUUCGUCAUCUUGCCGACACCUGACCCCUCUCUUCUGUUGCCAAUAAUGCAUCGGGCUGUGCCUACAUUUAAUCAAGAAAAUGAGAAAAUCAGUCCAGAAACGAAACCACAAAGGAACGUCUGUUUGCUCUUAAUGCUGAUGUUUGUCUUUGACCUUACUUCAUUUAUUUAAAAAGAGUGUACAACGUAAAGAAAUUGUUAUGGGGUCAUUCUAGUGAGCAGUAAUGUAAUGCUAGUGGUUGGUUGGCUGCAGUACUAUGUUUAGUUUGUCACAUUUUCAAGCCCCUCAGAAGUGUCUCUCCCUCUCUCCUUGUCAGGCCUCUGUUCCUUUCUGUUCCGUAACGUGUGUUUCUGUGUCUUAGAUAAGUGACAGAAGUCAGCUGCAGUCCUUAUUAAGUGGUGUAGGUCCUGUUUCCAUUUAGAGUUUUCCACACUGAGUGUACAAACAUGCAGGCUCUUUCCAUGCAGGUGAAAGCUAUGCUCCCUUGUUGAUGUCAUUUGUUCAAUACACUUCAAUCAGUGUAGAAAGGAUAAAGAAGGAUUUGGAGGCCCUGAGAUAAUUGAAACGGAUUGUGUGCCAUUGAGAGUGAAGACAAAAUAUUUCAGUGCCUUUGAACGGGUUAUGGUAAUAGGAGAUAGACGCACCUGUUUACGUGUGCCAAGAACGGUUUUUUCAUGCUCAACAGUUUUCUGUGUGUAUCAAGAACGGUCCACCACUCAAAGGACAUCCAGCCAACUCCAUACAACUGUGGGAAGCAUUGGAGUCAAAAUGGGCGAGCAUCCUUGUGGAACGCUUUUGACGAAUAGAGUCCAUGCCCCGACAAAUUUAGGCUGUUUUGAGAGCAAAAGGGGCUGCAACUCAAUAUCAAAAAUAUGUUCCUAAUGUUUUGUACACUCAGUGUCUAUAAAUGAGACGAUGCCAACUGUAAAAACUACAUACAGACACAUGGUAUGAUUGUACUUUCUUCUGAGAUCAUGUUGUUGCAGCGAAGAAUGUUUACUAAAUAUUGUCAGUCCAAAAAAGCUGAAUGGAUUUAGAAUUUGUUCACACAAAUUGUGUCUGUCUAGACUAAGUUUUAUGGGUAAUGGUUGUGGGUCCUCCUUCAUACACUAUAUAUACAAAAGUAUGUGGACACCCCUUCAAAUGAGUGGAUUUGGCUAUUUCAGCCACAUCCAGUGCUGACAAGUGUAUAAAAUUGAGCACACAGCCAUGCAAUCUCCAUAGACAAAAAGGGCCUUAAUGAAGAGCUCAGUGACUGUCAACGUGGCACCAUGAUAGGAUACCACCUUUCCAACAAGUCAGUUAAUCAAAUUUCUGCCCUACUAGAGCUGCCCCUGUCAACUGUAAGUGCUGUUAUUGUGAAGUGGAAACUUCUAGGAGCAACAAUGGCUCAGCCGAAAGUGGUAGGCCCCACAUGCUCACCGAACGGGACAGCCGAGUGCGGAAGCAUGUAACGCGUAAAACAUGUCUGUCCUGGGUUGCAACACUCACUACCGAGUUCCAAAGCAACGUCAGCACAAGAGCUGUUCUUCGGAAGCUUCAUGAAAUGGGUUUCCAUGGCCGGCCGAACAGCUGCACACAAGCCUAAGAUCACCAUGCGGAAUGCCAAGUGUCGGCUGGAGUGGUGUAAAGCUAGCCGCCAUUGGACUCUGGAGCAGUGGAAAAACGUUCUCUGGAGCGAUGAAUUGCACUUCACUAAAAGGCAGUUCGACGGACGAAUCUGGGUAUGGCGGAUGCCAGGAGAAUGCACCUGUCCCAAUGCGUAGUGCCAACGAUAAAGUUUGGUGGAGUAGGAAUAAUGGUCUGUUUUCAUGGUUCGGGCUAGGCCCCUUAGUUCCAGUGAAGGGAAAUCUUAACACUACAAUGACAUUUUAGACGAUUCUGUGCUUCUAACUUUGUGACAACAAUUUGGGGAAGGCCUUUUCCUAUUUCAGCAUGACAAUGCCCCGUGCACGAAGCGAUGCCCAUACAGAAAUGGUUUGUCAAGAUGGGUGUGGAAGAACUUGACCGGGCCUGCACAGAGUCCUGACCUCAAUCCCAUCAAACACCUUUGGGAUGAAUUGGACCAUUGACUGCAAGCAAGGCAUAAUCGCCCAACAUCAGGGACCUCACUAAUGCUCUUUAGCUGAAUGGAAGCAAGUCCCCACAGCAAUGUUCCAACAUCUAGUGGAAAGCCUUCCCAGAAGAGUAGAGGCUGUUAUAGCAGCAAAGGGGAACCAACUUCAUAUUAAUGCCCAUGAUUUUGUAAUGAGAUGUUUGACAAGCAGGUGUCCACAUUCUAUUGGUAAUGUAGUGUAUGUAUCAAUGUUUGCGUCCUACGAUGUUAGUUCAACAUUUAUGUAGCACAGUGCUUUGAAAACCUAUCCAAAACCUAUCCAUAACCAAAGUGAACUAGGUUGUUUUCCGUAAAUGUUGGUGUAAUACGUCACUGUAUUUCUUAGAACAGUAACGAGGUCAGACAGAACCACUGACAUUUCCAAGUAGAAGUAAAGGAAUUCCCAGAGAUGGAGUUUCACAAAAAUGCAGAACCAAAUCAUCUGAUUAUUCAUGUAUUUCCGUCCAUGACAAGCUGUCUAACAGGUGUUGCUACAGUAGCCACUAUUUCCUGGCCUGAUAUAUGGGGAUAGCGUUGGCAGGUUUGAUGGAUGUCCAGAACCCCUCUCAGACUCCACCCGUAACUAACCUGCUUCCUCACAGGUUUAUACUGCACUGUCUACAGUGCCUAGCUGCUCAAGUAUGAACUUCAACACUUCAUCAUAUAGCCUGGUCCCUGAUCUGUUUGUGCUGUCUUGCUAACUCCUAUGGUAAUUUGCCAUAGGAGUUGGCAAGACCCCACAAACAGAUCUGGGACCAGGCUAUAAAUCAUAUCCAGCAUGACAAAUAUCACUACAUUCAGUUUCCAUUUUCUUCCUUUUUGAUCUGCGCCACCCUGAAUAUUGGACUAGAGAUACUGUAACGAUCUUCAAUAAACCCUGCCGAUGUUUAGAAAUUGAAACGUGCCCCUCGCGAAAGCCAUUUUGCAGUCUUCAUAGGGUGAGUCACCCCGUUGUUUUACGUUAACAAGCCCAACAGCUUGGUAGUGGAACCGGGGUCCACUACCGAGCUGUUUGUUUUGGUUUUGUCUUUGUUUUUCCUUUAGCAGUAUUUAUAAUGUCCACAGGUAGGUGUGUGUGUGUGUGAGAGUGAAAGAGAGCGAGGGUGUGUGUGAGAGCUUGAAGGGAGAGCGAGAGAAAGUGUGUUUGUGAAUGAAUGUGUUCGUUAAUACCUUCGUUAGUACCUUUUUAAAACAAAGAGAUAUACACACACAUGGAAAGUGAGGAAAAGUGAGUUAAGGUUAAAAAGGUUGUAGGAGAGCGUUUGCCCAUUGGGGUAUAAUAUGGAAAUACGUACUGAACUGACCAUACUUUUUCUGUCAUUGUCUUUGCUCAGCCAAUUCCUGACCUAACAAGCCAGAGAGACAAACUAAAUGAUUAUACAUACAACAUUUAGGUACAUAUCCAAGCCCAAAAUGAUUGUGACCACAACAGUAGACCUACUGCCACCAGGUGUUAUUUAAGCAAUAAGGCAUUAGGGGGUGUGGUAUAUGGCCAAUAUACCACGGCCAAGGGCUGUUCUUAGCACGACACAACGCGGAGUGCCUGGAUACAGACCUUACCCGUGGUAUAUUGGCCAUAUACCACAAAGCUCCCAAGGUGCCUUAUUGCUAUUAUGAACUGGUUACCAACGUAAUUACAGCAGUACAAAGAAAUGUUAUGUCAUACCUGUGGUAUACAGUCUGGUAUACCACGGCUGUCAGCCAUUCAGCAUUCAGGGUUCGAACCAUAAGACUACUUAUGAAAUAUGUGAAAUCUUGCUCAGGGUCAUUCAGUGAAAUGCUGCCUCCCCUUUCCUCCUCAUGACGUUCUGGCCACAGAGUUAACGUAUGGUGCACUACUCACACAGACAUUGUCCAUCUGCCUUGGGGUGUUGCCUUCCGCCCCAUGCACCCCCCUUUCAUCACUUGUGUUACUAUGAAGUCUUCCUUAUACAUUUUCCUCUGAUGCAAUGACCACUGACUUUAAAUAGUAAAUGACAAAAUAAAUUAUUAGUU
Molecule: messenger RNA, 7778 nt
Organism: Oncorhynchus nerka (sockeye salmon)
Lineage: Eukaryota; Metazoa; Chordata; Actinopteri; Salmoniformes; Salmonidae
Product: netrin-3-like
Exons: 6
Coding region: 129-2066 (645 amino acids)
Biological process (GO): tissue development; animal organ morphogenesis
Molecular function (GO): protein binding
Source: RefSeq, a predicted model, not a curated record